AUGGUAUGGUGGAUUAUGAAGUUGCAAGGAGGAGGAGAUAACCCUGCUUGGAUCGGCCUGUUCAGAGAUGCCUGGGAGUGGUCAGAUGGCAGCAGCUCCUCAUUUCGGCUCUGGGACUCUGACAAACUGGUUCUGGUCCGUGAGAAUAAGACCUGGAAAGAGGCGCUGCAGUACUGCCGAGAGCACCAUGUGGACCUGGUGUCUGUCAGCGCUGGGUGAGUGAGCGGGCAGUGGAGAGUCUCCACUGCUCACGUGUGGCUGGGCCUGCGUCACGCCUGUGGCCUGGGCUGGUUCUGGGUCUGUGGAGAGACCGUUUGCUACAACCACUGGGCCCCAGGACAAGAGCAAGUAGAGUCCUGCAAACACAGAGCGGGGGCAGUGGAGUCUGGAGGGGGGCAGUGGGUCAGCAACCUGACUGAGACCGACAAACUCAACUUCAUCUGCACCACUGAAGGGGAGUGGCUCUCUGCUGCCCUCUACUGGCAGAAGGUGUAG
Alosa alosa (allis shad) is the source of this 495-nucleotide messenger RNA. Its product is annotated as macrophage mannose receptor 1-like. Lineage: Eukaryota; Metazoa; Chordata; Actinopteri; Clupeiformes; Clupeidae. The record is from RefSeq and is a predicted model, not a curated record.